AUGGCGAGCAUACCAACUGGCAAGACGCCAGUCAAGGAUCAGCCGGGUCUGCGAUACCCCUCGAAUGGCAAGACCAUCUACCACCGCCCGCUGAACCGCACGCGCACCAGCGAGCUCAGCCAGGCCAGCUUCGCCUACCUCUUCUCCGAGAUGAUCAGCUAUGCGCAACGACAAGUGCGGGACAUUCAGGAUCUAGAAAAGAAGCUCAACCUCCAGGGCCACCCCAUCGGCCUCAAGCUCCUCGACCUGCUGCUCUACCGCGAGCCGGCGCGCACGCAGACGCGCCCGCUGACCGUCAUCACGCUGCUGCACUUCAUCAAGAUCAACGUCUGGCAGCACCUCUUCGGGCGGCAGGCCGACCGCCUCGAGCGCAGCAGCAACCCGGACACGCCCGACGAGUACAUGAUCAUCGACAACGAGCCCCUCGUCAACCAGUACGUCAGCGUGCCGCGCGAGAUGAGCCAGCUCAACUGCGCCGCCUUCGUCGCGGGCGUCGUCGAGGGCGUGUGCGACGGCGCCGGGUUCCCCGCCCGCGUCACGGCGCACAGCGUCGGCAAGGCGGCCGAGGAGGGCGAGAUGUGGCCCGGCAAGACGGUCUUCCUGGUCAAGUUUGAGGCCCUGGUGCUGGAGAGGGAGAGCUACAUGGGCAAGACGUGA
Messenger RNA from Thyridium curvatum, 657 nucleotides. RefSeq lists its product as uncharacterized. Gene Ontology annotation, biological process: endoplasmic reticulum to Golgi vesicle-mediated transport. Bases 1 to 657 code for a protein of 218 amino acids. Gene Ontology annotation, cellular component: TRAPPIII protein complex; TRAPPII protein complex; TRAPPI protein complex. The record is from RefSeq and is a predicted model, not a curated record. The transcript has 2 exons. Lineage: Eukaryota; Fungi; Ascomycota; Sordariomycetes; Thyridiales; Thyridiaceae.